AUUUGUUUUUUCUUUGUUGAACCAAAAAGAGGCGGAAGAAAAAGUUUUUUAUAAAUCCACAGAAAAAACUCUUUCCUCAAAUUUAAGAAAGAAAUGGCAGCUAAGAAAAUCCACGUGUCUUUUGGUGAAACGCCAGAGAGAGUGCUAAUCACGAGAUUCUGGUCUUCGUUCACCUCACCUCACCUUCGCCUCUCACUCACAAAUCUCCUAUUUCUCUCUCUCUCUCUCUCUCUCUCUUGGUUGUGUUCACGUCGUUCAUCCAUUUACUCAUCUUCUCUUCUUCUAUAAUUUCUAUAAAUUCCACAAUCACUAUGCAACCAGCUGUUACUUUCCUCCCUUAAAUUCCUUUACCAAAUUCUUGUUUUUUUUUGCCUUCCCUUUUGACUUUUUACUUCAAGAUUCCGAUGGAAAAAUGUCGUUUGCUUCUCUUUCUAACCGUGAUUUCUUCCGUUUUCCGACUUCUCCAUGCUACCUCCGGCGAUGCUGAUCCGAUUUACAUAGCAUGUGUUGGUCACUGCAAGGAGACUGGAUGUGUGGGGGAAAAAUGCUUUCAACAUUGUAAUUUUUCUUCUGGGAAAAAUCCAAAUCCAAUUGAUGGUCCAUGGUACCUGCAGGAACCACUUUACCUGAGAUGGAAACAGUGGGACUGCCUUAGUGAUUGUCGAUAUCACUGUACGCUUGCCAGGGAAGAAGAAAGGCAGAAACUUGGUCUUAAGCCUAUCAAAUAUCAUGGGAAAUGGCCAUUCCAUCGUGUUUAUGGGAUCCAGGAACCUGUUUCCGUGGCACUCUCUGCCCUUAACCUUGCUAUACAAUUCCAUGGAUGGGUAUCCUUUUUUAUUCUAGUGAACUACAAGCUACCUUUUGGCCCAAACAAGAAGCCAUAUUAUGAAUACACUGGCUUGUGGCAUAUUUACGCUAUUUUAUCAAUGAACUCCUGGAUCUGGAGUGCUGUUUCCCAUAGUAGAGAUGUGGAAUUAUCCGAGAAGCUGGAUUAUUCGUCUGUGGUUGCAUUAAUUGGGUAUUCUCUUCUUGUUGCUAUAUUGCGAACCUUCAAUGUGAGGCAUGAGUCGUCAAGGGUAAUGGUUGCUGCUCCCAUUGUUGCGUUUGUGACAACCCAUAUCUUGUAUCUGAACUUUUAUCAACUCGACGAUGGAUUAAACACCAAAGUCUGUGUUGCUAUGACCAUGCUACAGUUUAUUUUAUGGGCAGUCUGGGCAGGUUUUACUCGCCACCCAUCACGCUGGAAGUUGUGGCUUGUGGUGGCUGGUGGAGUCCUUUCUACACUCCUGAAGAUAUACGACUUUCCUCCCUAUAUGGGAUAUGUCGAUGCCGAUGCUUUAUGGCAUGCUAUCUCCAUUCCCCUAACCUACUUGUGGUGGAGUUUCGUAAGGGAUGACAGUGAAUUUGGAACGACAACUCUUAUCAAGAAAGCAAAGUAGAAUGAGAAGCAUGUUGUAAUUGGUAAAGGGUGUCCAAAGUAAUUUCCAUUCAGGUCUUUGUUAGUUUUUGGUUGGUUGCUCUUUUUUCUUGCAUGUAUGCGUUUCUUUGAAAUGCUUAGCUGCCAUGCGGGUUUCUGUUUUUCCAACUUCAGUAGGUCUAGUUCAGAUGCAUUUUUUGAUUCCCCCAUCGUUCCCCAAUGGUUUUGUAAAACAGAUCUGAAGUUGUACUAUACUUAUGUGAUAUGUCAGUUUGUAUUCUGCACAUUUAUUCAGGGAGAAGUUCUUAUUGUA
Molecule: messenger RNA, 1730 nt
Organism: Capsicum annuum
Lineage: Eukaryota; Viridiplantae; Streptophyta; Magnoliopsida; Solanales; Solanaceae
Product: post-GPI attachment to proteins factor 3
Exons: 5
Coding region: 405-1439 (344 amino acids)
Biological process (GO): GPI anchor biosynthetic process
Cellular component (GO): endoplasmic reticulum membrane
Molecular function (GO): hydrolase activity, acting on ester bonds
Source: RefSeq, a predicted model, not a curated record